Molecule: messenger RNA, 1755 nt
Organism: Alternaria rosae
Lineage: Eukaryota; Fungi; Ascomycota; Dothideomycetes; Pleosporales; Pleosporaceae
Exons: 3
Coding region: 1-1755 (584 amino acids)
Biological process (GO): regulation of transcription by RNA polymerase II
Cellular component (GO): nucleus
Source: RefSeq, a predicted model, not a curated record
AUGCAGGUGCUCGACGCCAUCCAAUCCGUGGAACCAGUGGAAUACUACCAGGACGACGACCAUUUCUCAAAAUCACCACUCUUGGAAGCUCGUGUUGUAAAGGCAACACCAUCUCCAACGCCGCAGCCACACAUAACACCACUCAUCCGCCACCUACCCAACCGACAGAGUGUCAGUCCUCCUCAAUCUCGAAAUCGGAAAAAGUCUAAUAAACAUAAGCCCCGAACUCGCCCCACCCAAGGAGACUGGGUGCUCAUUCGUGAGAUGGACCCGAACCGGCCAGACAUUGCCCAAAAAGCAAGCGAGCAGGCCUUGAACUCCGACUCUGAUUCGCACUGCUCUGGGGACGACGACAUGCCUGAUGCCGACUCUCCCGACACGGCAGCGGCCCCGUCCGUCUCUAACCACGGUCAACCAGUGCCACAAAAUGCGCGUCCCGCCAACUCAGCACCGACCCUACAAGAAGUGCUUAGCUCAGCACCCGAUCCAAAAGCGACGGCUACUCACAGAGACUCGGUGAUCGAAGACGAAGCUACCAGACCUUUUGGGUUUGCAGCAGAUAGGCGCACAUCUCAAACGUAUGCAGUUCAUGUAGCACCGAAUGGCGUGCAACCGAAUACAAACGGAAUCGAUCGAACACUAUCUACAUCGUCCGCCUUAUCGUCCGCAUCAUUGCAACCACCAAGCCAGCCACCUCGGGGCUUGCCCAAUGGCCAUUCCCAAGAGAAUGAUUCAGCAACAGUCCCCGGUCUACGACAACUAACGAUCCCGCAGCGCGGAGGGCUUUCGGCAGACACGCUGCCUGCGUUGCAAGCACCCUCUCCUGCGCGUGAUGGAGCAGCUACCUCGCCUAGUCAGCAGCUACCCUCAUUCCGUCACAUUGAUGAUAUAGCGAGAUCAGCAACGAAUGACCACGAAGCAACGAGAGCAAACAGUAUCAGCUUCCCCCAUCGACAAUCAGUCUCCUCAGUAGGAGCCUCACCAACAUCGAUGGUUCGCCAGCUUUCCAUGAGCUCCCAUUCUCCAGCAACACCGUUUCCUCCUCUAAGUGCGUCUUCGCCAAUGAGUGCCCACGAUUUACCACAUCGUGUCGAUCUAUUUCUCCGCACCUCAGGAGGAGGCGCUUUCGGCACGGAUGCUCGGAGGCCUUCGCACGCCGCGUCAGACAACAGCCCUUACACGGCGACAUUGCACUCUGCAUCGACCAGCGACAGCUACCAAAGCUCAGAGGGUCUCAGUCCUGGUACACAGCAAACACCAAUUGAGCAAAGACCCCGACAUAUGAGUCUAGACGGCGCGCUUGCGUCAAGAGUCUUGCCACCUCCACUUGGCUCUGGUCUACAGCAGAAUGUGACUCAGCAUAUCGUUGGAUCCUUCAAGUGCGAUUAUCCAGGUUGCACUGCUCUUCCUUUCCAGACGCAGUAUCUUCUUAAUUCACACACCAACGUUCACUCCUCAAACCGCCCGCACUAUUGUCCAGUAAAAGACUGUCCCCGAGGCGAGGGCGGCAAAGGUUUUAAACGGAAGAAUGAGAUGAUACGGCAUGGGCUCGUGCACCAAUCGCCCGGCUAUGUGUGCCCGUUUUGUCCAGAUCGCGAACACAAGUAUCCAAGGCCGGACAACCUGCAGAGACAUGUACGCGUACACCACACCGAUAAAGAUAAAGAUGACCCGCAACUUCGAGAUGUACUUGCCCAGCGGCCUGAAGGCGGUAGUCGGGGGCGAAGGAGACGUGUGAGCGACUCUGGUCACUGA